This is a messenger RNA of Staurois parvus, 732 nucleotides long. Lineage: Eukaryota; Metazoa; Chordata; Amphibia; Anura; Ranidae. The record is from the annotation of a GenBank genome assembly.
UUGAACCACACCACAAAUUUCUACCUCACAUCUGACGAAGGGGUGACCAUCGGAGUCUGGCAUACCGUGCCUGCCAGCAGGGGGGAAGAGGCGAGAGGAAAGGGCCAACGCUGGUUUGAAGACUCUCUUGCAGAUGACAACCCAAUUAUAAUUUAUCUCCAUGGCAAUGGGGGAACCAGGGCUGUCGAUCACAGAGUACAACUAAUGAAGGUUCUCAGUGAAGCGGGCUUCCAUGUCUUGGCUUUGGACUACAGAGGGUUUGCUGACUCCACUGGUGAGCCAAGUGAGGCCGGCGUGACCCAUGAUUCUGUCUAUUUAUAUGAAUGGGCGAAGGCUCGCAGCCAUGGAAAUCCUGUGUGCCUCUGGGGCCAUUCUCUGGGAACCGGUAUUGCCACGAAUGCAGCCAGGAAACUGCAAGAAAAAGGGAAUGCAGCUGACGCGGUGAUCCUGGAGGCCCCGUAUACCAACAUCCGAGAUGCUGGAGCAUUUCACCCUUUUGGAAAGAUCUAUCACAUUUACCCCGGAUUCGAAUACUUUUUCCUGGACACGUUUGCACUGAGUAAUCACGUGUUUCCAAAUGAUGAAAACAUCAAAACCAUGACCAGUCCAAUCAUGAUCCUUCACGCAGAAGAUGACCAGGUCGUUCCCGUGUCGAUGGGAAAAGAGCUCCAUGAAAUCGCAAUAAACUCCCGUCACCCCAGAGAUGUGAAGCUGGUAGUAUACCCCGCCAAG